GCCCAGGGCUGCUCACCCACACAGCACAACUCCACCAGGUCCUGUCUGGGAGACUGCUGGGACCCACAAGAGACCUGUGGUUCCUACUCAUGUCCCUCACCAACCUGCCCAGCUCAGGGCACUCAGGGCCCAGAUGGUGGCAGUGGGACAUGGGGAGAGUGGAGGCAUAGUGGCUCUAGUGCAGGCAGCCUUGAGAGCCAGGGUAACUGGGGCCACAAAGAGGGCAAGGGUAGACCCCCUGAACUUUGGCAGGAGUGGGGGUGGGAAAGGAAGAGGUGUGUGUGAGGGGUUAUUCCAUGCUCUUGUCCCCCUCAGGCUCCCUUGAGUCACUUUCCCCCGAGGUUGGGGCACAUUCUUGAAGUGGAUGGUCACAGGGAUUCCCAGCCUCUCAGGCCCUAGGCCAGUUUCUAUUCCUCCUGGAACUGAAACCAACUCCCCCCCUCAGACAGCACCCAGUUCCCGACUGGUAAUAAUAUAGUGACUUGCUCCUCUAAUUCCUGCCCUUGGGAUCUCCUUGGACUUGGGUGAGUCUCUCUUAAGUCCAGACCUGGGGUUGGUGGGUAGGGCCAGCCUGAGUCCCCGUUUCUCAGGGAGGAGAUGGGUCCCAGGUAUCUAGUCGAGGGUUUGACCCACAUUCAGAUAGCCUGAUUGGCCCUCUCCCUCCAUUCCUGUUGCGCUCCCCCAACACCCUAUCUCGCCGGGCCAGUCCGCGAUGGGCCAGAGCAAAGCAGAGGAUCAAGGACCCCUCCUUGCGACAUCUCGCCAUCUCUGCGCCCUGGAGGGUCAGCGGGGGAAACAAACCCCACCGCUCGGUCCACGGGGAGCAGCGCCCUCGUGUGGCCUCCAGGAGAAGUGCAGCUCAUUUCCCAGCCCCUCCCUUUCUAUGCGCUCGUUGACAAGUAUUUAUUGAGUGCCAUUAGGUGCUCUAGGGGCAGCGGUGAAGAAUAUAGAUAAAAUACUUGCUCCGUGGACGGUACAUUCCAGUGUGUGUGUGUGUGUGUGUGUGUGUGGAGGGGCAGACAGUAAAUGAUAAACAAUUAAAUAAAUGAGGCAGUUACUAGUAGUGAUAACUGCUAGGAAGAAAAUAGAGAAAUGUGAUGGAAAGUGGCCCAAGUGGACACUUAGGACUGAAUGGGAAAGGAAGGUUUCCUUGAGUAGGUAACGUCUGAGAUGAGACCUAGGUGACAGUCACGUGAAGAUCUGGGGGGAAAGCUUUCCUUGCAAAGAGAACAGCUUAAGACCCUCAGGCAGAAACAGGCUUUGCUUUACAGAUCAAGGAAAGAAGUGAGCAAGGAGAGAAGGGUUGAGAUGUGGUCAGGGAGGCCAGCUUUGGCCAGGCUAUAGAUCUUCUAGGCCAUGACAGUUUGACUUUUCUUCUAGGAGUAAUGGGAAUGUAUUGGGUGAGUUUUGAGCAAAAGAGUAAUGUGGCUCGACUGCCUUUUAAAAGGACCCCUAUGGCUGCUGUGUGGAGAAAGGACUUUGGGCAACGAAGGAGGAGCGGAAGCAGGGAGAUUAUUGCAAGAGAUUAUAAAGCUAUUGACAUGAUUUAGGUGAGAAAUUAUGGUGGCCUGGAUCAGGGUAGUGGUGUUGGAGGUGGGGCAAUGUGGUUGGAUGCUAACUAUAUUUUGAAGGUAGAGCCAACAGGACUUGCUAACAGACCACAUUCUCCUUUGCUCAUUUAGCUCUAGGAACUCCUUCACACCCACCCUCGGUGGCUCCUCCAUCCUCGCUGGGGGCUGAAUUAGAGGGGCAGACCCCAAGGAUACAGCUGAAUUGGGGAGUUUCCAAAUGAUGUUGGCAAAGGAAUUUAAGACUCAGGCAUUGUGUUCUCCAUGAACUGCCUCCCCUUUCCAUCAUUAGCCCAUCCAAUGGUCAGAGCCUCUGACACUGUCUCUCUUAUCCUGCCUGGUUUCUUUAGACCUAGUUGUUUAUCAGGUCUCUGUUUGUCCAAAUGGAUGCCCUUAGGGUGUGAUGGUGAUACCCCAAACAGUCCUGGCUGUUUGGUGUUUGUAUUUGAUACAGAGUAGGGGGCAGCAUAAUCUGGGGGAGUUAGUCCUCAGACCCAGGCCAGCAGCUUACUCCUGUUUAUUUACACAAAACACAGUGGGAUCAGACCUGAUCCCACAGGAAAUGCACACAACACUUUUGCCCCAGGUUGAGCAUUUCUGGAGAGCCUGGGAAAGUUCAGGCUGGCCUUACAAACACUCUCAGGCCAGCAAGGGGUGGGGAAAGCAGGCAGGGGAGGAGGUGAGCCGGUUCGCUCUGGAGUCAGCACUGUUUGUGUUGUUCUGCAUGGGGGCCAGGGGGUGCAUUAUAAAUGCAGCCUGCCAGAGGGCCCUUGGCCUCAGAACCUAGGACUAAACUGGCCCCCAAGAGGCUGUGCAAGCCUCACCAAGAUGAAGCUACCAGGCCAGGAGGAGUUUGACAUCUCCAGUACUUGUGAAAAUGUGGCCACAGGAGAGCCAGAGAGUGGCCCUGGCUCUGGUCUCAGCCCUGAUGGCCCCUCAGACACAGACAGCAGGGAACUAGGGGUACCCAAGGACCCUGUGCUCUUCAUUCAGCUGAACGAGCUGAUGGGCUGGCCCCAGGCACUGGAGUGGAGAGAGACAGGCAGGUGGGUGCUGUUUGAGGAGAAGCUGGAGGUGGGUGCAGGCCGGUGGAGUGCCCCCCAUGUGCCCACCCUGGCACUGCCCAGCCUCCAGAAGCUCCGCAGUCUAUUGGCCGAGGGCCUUGUCCUGCUGGAUUGUCCAGCUCGGAGCCUCCUGGAGCUCGUGGAGCAGGUGACCAGAGUGGAGUUGCUGAGCCCAGAGCUGAGAGGGCAGCUGCAGGCCUUGUUGCUGCAGAGACCCCAGCACCUCAUCUGGACCACAAGAACCAGGCCCUGUUGCUGGUCUGCCCACCCAAGAGAGGCUUCUCAUGAUGAGGAAGCCCCCAUGAAGGAACAGCAUCAGAACCCCCUGAGACAGAAGCUGCCUCCAGGGGCUGAGGCAGCGGCUGUGCUGGCGGGAGAACUGGGCUCCCUGACACAGCCACUGGGGGUCUUUGUGCGACUGCGGGAUCCGGUAGUGCUGGGGCCUCUUACUGAGGUGCCCCUCCCCAGCAGAUUUUUCUGCCUCCUCCUUGGUCCCCCCACACUGGGAAGGGGCUACCAUGAGAUGGGCCGGGCAGUGGCCGUCCUCCUCAGUGACCGGCAAUUCCAGUGGUCAGUUCGUCGGGCCAGCAACCUUCAUGACCUUCUGGCAGCCCUGGAUGCCUUCCUAGAGGAGGUGACAGUGCUCCCUCCAGGUCGGUGGGACCCGACAGCCCGGAUUCCCCCGCCUAAAUGUCUGCCCUCUCACCACAAAAGGCUCGCCUCGCAGCUGCGGGAGUUCAAAGGCUCCUCUGUGCGGCGUCGGGCCCCGGCUGAGGACAGGCACAGCCACCGACCGCACCCGCCCAGCCCGGAGCUGCGGCGGACAGGCAGGCUGUUUGGGGGCUUUGUCCAGGAUGUGCGCCGGAAGGCCUCGUGGUACCCCAGCGACUUCUUGGACGCCCUGCACCCCCAGUGCUUCUCGGCCGUGCUCUACAUUUAUCUGGCCACAGUCACUAACGCCAUCACUUUCGGAGGUCUGCUGGGGGAAGCCACCAACGGUGCUCAGGGGGUGCUGGAAAGUUUCCUGGGCACAGCAGUGGCUGGAGCUGCCUUCUGCCUGAUGGCGGGCCAGCCCCUCACCAUCCUCAGCAGCACGGGGCCAGUGCUGGUCUUUGAACGCCUGCUCUUCUCUUUCAGCAGAGACUACAGCCUGGACUACUUGCCCUUCCGCCUGUGGGUGGGCAUCUGGGUAGCCAUCUUUUGUCUGGCACUGGUGGCCACAGAGGCGAGUGUACUGGUCCGCUACUUUACCCGCUUCACCGAGGAAGGCUUCUGUGCCCUCAUCAGCCUCAUCUUCAUCUAUGAUGCUGUGGGCAAAAUGCUGAGCUUGACCCGUGCCUAUCCCAUCCAGAGGCCUGGCUCUCCUACCUAUGGCUGCUUCUGCCAGUUCCCAGACCCGCAAGGAAAUGAGUCUCAGUGGAUAAGGACAAAGCCAAAAGACAGAGAUGACAUCUUAAGUGUGGACCUAGGUCUGGUCAAUGCAUCCUUGCUGCCCCCACCCGAGUGUGCCCAGCGGGGAGGCCGCCCUCGUGGCCCUGGCUGUCAUACAGUCCCAGACAUCGCCUUCUUCUCCGUCCUCCUCUUCCUUACCUCCUUCCUCUUUGCCAUGGCCCUCAAGCAUGUAAAGUCCAGCCGCUUCUUCCCCUCUGUGAUGCGCAAGAUGCUCAGCGACUUCUCCUCAGUCCUGGCCAUCCUGCUGGGCUGUGGGCUUGAUGCCUUCCUGGGCCUAGCCACGCCAAAGCUCAUGGUUCCCAGAGAGUUCAAGCCCACACUCCCUGGGCGUGGCUGGUUGGUGUCACCUUUUGGAGCCAACCCCUGGUGGCUGAGCGUGGCAGCCGCCCUGCCUGCCCUGCUGCUAUCAAUCCUCAUCUUCAUGGACCAGCAGAUCACAGCAGUCAUCCUCAACCGUGCCAAAUAUAGAUUGCAGAAGGGAGCUGGCUUCCACCUGGACCUCUUCUGUGUGGCUGUGCUGAUGCUGCUCACAUCAGCGCUUGGGCUGCCCUGGUAUGUCUCAGCCACUGUCAUCUCCCUGGCCCACAUGGACAGUCUUCGGAGAGAGAGCAGAGCUUGUGCCCCAGGGGAGCCCCCCAGCUUCCUGGGCAUCAGGGAGCAGAGGCUGACAGGCCUGGUGGUGUUCAUCCUCACAGGCAUCUCCAUCUUCCUGGCACCUGUACUCAAGUUCAUCCCAAUGCCUGUGCUUUAUGGGCUCUUCCUGUACAUGGGGGUGGCAGCGAUUAGCAGCAUACAGUUCACGAAGAGGGUGCAGCUACUAUUGAUGCCAGCAAAAUACCAGCCAGACCUCCUGCUCUUGCGGCAUGUGCCUCUGAACAGGAUCCACCUCUUUACAGGCAUCCAGCUUGCCUGCCUGGGUCUGCUUUGGAUAAUCAAGUCUACUCCUGCAGCCAUCAUCUUCCCUCUCAUGUUGCUGGGCCUCGUGGGGGUCCGAAAGGCAAUGGAAUGGGUCUUCUCACCACAGGAACUCCUCUGGCUGGAUGAGCUGAUGCCGGAGAAGGAGAGGAACAUCUCUGAGAAGGGGCUGGAGCCAGAGUACUCAUUCAGUGGAAGUGACAGUGAAGAUUCAGAGCUGAUGUAUCAGCCGAAGUCUCCGGAAAUCAACAUCUCUGUGAAUUAGCUGGAGUAGAAGGAGUCUGGGAGUGGAGACUCCAGGAACCACAGCAUGAGUUCACAGGUGUUUACUCAGGAAGUCAGGACAUUGCUGGCCUUUGGCUUAAUUGUCAGAUGCUCAGUCAGCUGGGAACCUGAAACAACGGGGCAGGACUGGAAGGCAGCUGGCUAAGACCUCAAUCACCCUCCUGAGCUUGGGGUGGAGAGUGGUAGGGAACAAGCAGAUCUGCUUGUGGUUAGGAAAGGCUGGUAAGCCAGAGGGACUGACCAGGCCCCAUUCACUCUCUACCCUGUUAAAGGGACCUGAGGCCAGAAGCCCUUCCCAUUUUGAACUUUCUGUCCUCACAAAUUCUCUUUUACAGAAUGGGGGGCGGGGGGGCGAGUACAUCAGGGAACUCUUUUUGGCUUGCAAAAGGGGGAAAAAGUCCCUCUUUCCAGAAUAAGUAUUCCUCUAUUUGAAACAGUUUUUUACACAUAUAAAAAUAAUCUUUAUUGCAUUUUUGACCACAAAAGUAAAUUAGGUUACUGCAAAAUAUUGAAACACUACAGAAAUGUAUAAUGUUGAAAUGAAAACCAUU
Equus caballus (horse) is the source of this 5835-nucleotide messenger RNA. It is a transcript of the gene SLC4A9, whose product is annotated as solute carrier family 4 member 9. Lineage: Eukaryota; Metazoa; Chordata; Mammalia; Perissodactyla; Equidae. Gene Ontology annotation, biological process: regulation of intracellular pH; bicarbonate transport; transmembrane transport. Gene Ontology annotation, cellular component: basolateral plasma membrane; plasma membrane. Gene Ontology annotation, molecular function: solute:inorganic anion antiporter activity; sodium:bicarbonate symporter activity; monoatomic anion transmembrane transporter activity. The record is from RefSeq and is a predicted model, not a curated record.